Abrus precatorius (Indian licorice) is the source of this 1927-nucleotide messenger RNA. Its product is annotated as glucomannan 4-beta-mannosyltransferase 2-like. The transcript is spliced from 9 exons. The record is from RefSeq and is a predicted model, not a curated record. Bases 112 to 1737 code for a protein of 541 amino acids. Gene Ontology annotation, molecular function: mannan synthase activity. Gene Ontology annotation, cellular component: Golgi apparatus. Lineage: Eukaryota; Viridiplantae; Streptophyta; Magnoliopsida; Fabales; Fabaceae.
CACUGACUUUGUCUCUGGUAUGCUCUGUCUGAUUUUCACUCCGAUAAGGAACAAAAAUAACCAUUCCUUUCCUUUGGUUUCCUUCUUUCUCUGACACUUGCAUUAACAAAAAUGGAUGAAGCCAAUCCCAAAAUUUUCAUACCAAACACGGUCGAGGGAGUGUGUUCGCACGUGGCUGGGCAGAUUCAACUGAUUUGGGAAGUGGUGAAAGCGCCAUUGAUAGUUCCUCUGUUGAAGCUUGGCGUGUACAUUUGCUUGGCAAUGUCGCUCAUGCUCUUCAUCGAGAGGCUCUACAUGGGCGUCGUCAUCAUCCUCGUCAAGCUCUUCUGGAAGAAACCAGAGCAGCGUUAUAACUUCCACCCCAUUCAAGACGACGUCGAAUUGGGAAGCUCAAACUUCCCUACGGUUCUCGUGCAAAUCCCAAUGUUCAAUGAAAGAGAGGUUUACAAGGUGUCCAUUGGAGCAGCAUGUGGGCUUUCUUGGCCCAAUGACCGUCUCGUCAUUCAAGUCCUCGAUGAUUCUACCGACCCACUCAUUAAGCAAAUGGUGGAGGAAGAAUGUGAGAGGUGGGCUCGGAAAGGGAUAAACAUAACGUACCAAAUAAGAGAGAACAGAACGGGUUACAAAGCGGGUGCACUCAAAGAAGGGUUGAAACGAAGCUAUGUGAAUCAUUGUGAGUACGUGGCCAUUUUCGACGCGGAUUUCAGGCCAGAGCCAGGUUUUCUAAGGCGAGCAAUUCCUUUCUUGGUGGGUAACCCUCAACUUGCUCUGGUUCAGGCUCGUUGGAGAUUUGUGAAUGCGGAUGAAUGUUUGUUGGCAAGAAUGCAAGAGAUGUCCCUUGAUUAUCAUUUCACAGUAGAGCAAGAAGUUGGGUCAGCCACUCAUGCAUUCUUUGGUUUUAAUGGGACAGCGGGUGUAUGGAGAAUUGCUGCUAUCAACGAAGCAGGAGGGUGGAAAGAUAGAACAACAGUGGAGGACAUGGAUCUUGCUGUUCGUGCCAGUCUUAGGGGCUGGAAAUUUAUGUACCUUGGAGACCUUCAGGCAAACAGUGAGCUUCCUAGUACUCUUAGGGCAUUUCGCUUCCAGCAGCAUCGAUGGUCUUGUGGUCCUGCUAAUCUAUUUCGCAAAAUGGUGAUGGAGAUAGUUAGGAACAAGAAAGUAAAAUUUUGGAAGAAAGUGUACGUUAUCUACAGCUUUUUCUUUGUUCGUAAAAUCAUAGCUCACAUGGUCACCUUCUUCUUCUAUUGUGUUGUGCUUCCCUUAACAAUUUUGGUCCCUGAGGUUCAUGUUCCAAUUUGGGGAGCUGUUUAUAUUCCUUCCAUCAUCACCAUCCUCAAUUCAGUUGGAACACCAAGGUCCAUUCACCUUUUGUUCUAUUGGAUCCUUUUUGAGAAUGUGAUGUCAUUACACCGUACAAAGGCCACCCUCAUCGGUCUGCUAGAAGCUGGGAGAGCCAAUGAGUGGGUUGUUACUGAAAAACUUGGAGACUCUGUCAAUAAUAAGAAUAAAGCAGGAGGUGCUGCCAAGAACAAGAUCAAUGUCACCAAAGCAAAAAAAAAAUUUCGAUUCAAAUUUGGUGAAAGACUUCAUUUAUUGGAGCUUGGAUUUGCUGCCUUCCUCUUCCUCUGUGGAUGCUAUGACUUCGCGCAUGGCAAGAACAACUACUUUGUGUACCUCUUCCUUCAGACCAUAACCUUCUCAAUUGUAGGAUUUGGCUAUGUUGGCACCAUUGUCUAACGCCCGUUGAGCCAAAAUCUUGAGUCACUUUUAAGUUUCGAUGUGUUGUGUCCAUAUCUUAGUAGUUUCUCUCCUCAAUAAAAUGCAUAAACGAGGGCUGAUUUCUUCAAGCAACAAAGCAUUGUGUCAAAGCCAGAGCAGAUAAUUGGGAAAGAGAGGUUUUUUUCAAAAAAAUAAAUAAAAUUAUGCC